GAAGACGCAAUCUUAGGCACAAGGGAUGAGUUUCUUGGAAACCUAGGUUUAUAUAACUGACGAUGAAAUGUUGGUUUUACUGACUGAAGCAUCAUAGCACAGUGACGCUAUAUGUAUUGUUUUUUGUGAAUUCUGAUGUAAUUGCAGAUGAGCCGUAUCUACCAGGACUAGAUGUGAUCUGAAGUCAGGGUCUAAUGAAUAGGUGUGCACUCUAUCAUCAACCACCGUUAAUAGCUACCAGGCGCUGGAGAUGGGCACAUGCUCGCUUGAUGGCAUCGCCGUGUUGAAAAAAUAUUGACGGGUAUCUAUGGUUUAAAGAAAAGAUAUACUGCUACAUUUUUGUUUUGGGAAGUAACACUGGUGAAAAUAUAAAUCAUGGAAAAGGAUUCGUCAAAGUGUGUGGCUUUAAAAAGUGGAAUAUUUUGUGUUAUAAUUUUAAAGUUUUUUAUUUGGACUGCGAAUUGUCAAAGGGCUCCAAGAGCAGAACUUGACAUCAUUCUGCCGGAUGUAGAUAAAGUCGUCAAAUCCAUUAAUAAUAGAAAUUUGUUCGGUAUCAUGAGAUCCAUCAGAAGAAUGUACUCUCCAUUUCCAAGAAUUAUAAAACUGGAGAACAGUAAUCCGAGCGAGAUUCUAGAAAUUUUCUGUGAAACCGUGUUUAAAAAGAAUGUGAAUGCUUUAGUUCACCUGAGUGUCACCAGAAAAGCGGAAAAAUCUAAGGAUUACAUUCUAGGUUUAGCAACUAGUCUUGGACUUCCGGUCCUUUCGUUUGAUCCGGAUUAUGUGGGGGCGCUAGAGACAACUAAACUACAAGACAGCGGUGAUGGAUCGAACCCCCAAAACAGGAUGGUCCUGCAGUUGGCCCCCACCCUUUACCACCAGGCCCAGGCUAUGCUCAAGUUUAUGAUGACCUUCAACUGGACACAUUUCACUGUGGUAUCCACGACGGAAGACAACAAUUUUGACUUUACUGCAGCUUUAAGGACACUUGUAAAAAAGAAUAAUGACGUCAACAUCCUCAGCGGCCAGUUUAGGUUCAAAAUUAUGAAAGAGAUCAUAUUUGAGUACGAUGACAAUGAUUCAUAUGACGUCAUGACUCAGAAGGCCGUCCACUUCUUCAGAACACAAACCCCGAAAGACACCAGGAUUUUCUUAUUACAUUCAGGUCAGGCGAAAACCCUCUUGGACGCCGCUGCAGAGGCUGGUUUAACUACAUACAAAUAUUUAUGGAUUGUGACAUCACAGAGUAUCGGAAUUCCCACAAAGAGAGCUUCCAGGUCUUAUCCACUGGGAACAAUAGGUGUGAGUUACGUGACAACAGACAGUAACUAUGCAGAUUCUGUCUACAGAAGAGCUGUAGAGGUGGGCGUGGCCACCUGGGUGGGAGCAUUGCAGAAACUGAGAGGGCGUGUCCUUCAACCGGAUUUCACAUGCAAUACUUCCGUCCCUGCUUCACCCUGGGACGCUGGACAUGAAUUAUACAACUUGAUGAAAACCUAUGAAAACACACGAGGGGGAACUCUUGUCAGCUAUGACGAAAACGGCUUGAGUCGGAAUGUGGAACUAAACAUUCUUAAUGUACAACUGGAGGGGUUCAGCAAUGUGUGGCGAGAGAUCGGAAGUUGGUAUGCAGAUAAUCGCACCCUCACUCCUAAACUAGAGUUGAAAGGGAUCACAUGGCCGGGGGACAAGAAAAUCCCUCCCCGCGGGAGACCUGAGCGGAGGUACUUCUCUAUAGCCACUCUGGAGGAGGAGCCCUAUGUUAUGUACACAAAGAGGAACGAGAAGGGGACCUGUAAUCCUCCCGCCGUAUCGUGUAGAAUAAUGUACAAUAAAACUUUACAUGGCGACGACCCCACAGUAGUUAAUGGAACCAUACAAUGGUGCUGUGCCGGCCUCAGUAUAGACCUACUGGAGAUCUUUAGAACACGCCUAGAGUUUGACUAUGACCUGUUUGAAGUCCAAGAUCGUACGUGUGGAGUUAAGAACCAGAAAACUGGUCAGUGGAACGGUCUAAUUAGGAUACUCCAAGAGGGCGGGGCCGACAUGGCUCUGACGUCACUCCAAAUAACACCCAGCAGAUCUGAAGCUGUAGAAUUCACAGUUCCAUAUUUGGAAACAGGGACGUCAAUUAUCGUUUAUCUGCGAAAUGACACCAUCUCAGCUUACGCAAUUCUGGAGCCUUAUGAUUACGGGGCGUGGUGUCUCAUUCUCUUCAUCAGCGUCCACUCUGUAGGGGCGUCUAUUUUUAUCUUUGAAUGGCUGAGUCCCCGGGGCUUAGAUCAAGGGAGGACUCCAAUGCGAGAGCAUUCCUUUUCCCUUUUCCGCUCUUUUUGGUUGAUGUGGGCCAUGCUUUUUGGCGCCUCAGUGUCAGCUGAUAAUCCACGUGGUGUGUCGGCCCGUUUCAUGGGAAAUGUCUGGGCACUGUUCGCUCUAGUGUUCCUCGCCAGCUACACAGCGAACCUGGCGGCCUUCAUGAUCACCAAAAACACGUUCUAUGAUCUAGAGGGUAUCACGGAUUGGCGGUUGAAUUCCCCUCUUAAACAUCAGCCACCUUUCAAGUUUGGGACUGUGUUUAACAGCAGCACAGAGGAAAACCUGCGCGUGAACCAUCCCGCCAUGUUCAAAUACAUGCUACAGUAUAAUACUCGGUCUGUGAAAGAAGCCAUUGAUCUCCUGAGAAAAGGAGAAAUUCAAGCCUUUAUCUAUGACUUCACCCCUUUACAAUACCAAGUAGGCAUCGAUAAAAACUGUCGGUUGAUGUUGGUUGGUAAGCCAUACGCCAUGUCUGGAUAUGCAGUGGCCUUUCCCAAGGGCCAAACAGAGCUCAAAGAGGAACUGGACGAACUAAUUUUAGAAUUGCAAGAUGACGGUGAACUCGAAAGACUCCGGAAGUAUUGGUUGUCGGGUCCAUGUUAUUCCAAGCAGCGGAUUGGACAAUCCAGUCAGAGGCUGCGCGAGCUAAAUUUCACCAGCGCUUUUAUCCUGUUAGCUUCCGGAAUUGUGUUAGGAGGAUUACUUCUAGUGAUGGAGCACCUGUAUUUCCGGUUCGGCCGAAAAUAUUUGAAAAAGUACGAUAAGUGUGGAUGCUGUGCUCUUGUCAGUCUGAGCAUGGGAAAAUCAUUAACAUUUGAGCAAACAAUUAUGGAAGCCAUAGAUUUAAAAAAGAAACACAAGUGCAAAAACCCUAUAUGUGAAACCCAGCUUUGGAAGGUUAGACAUGAAUUGGAUAUAGCCUUGUUAAAGGUCGAAAAACUUACAAAGGAGUUAAGACGCGAAAGGAAUUUAAAUGCAUUAAUUUCAAGGCGUAAUGAGACUGCCGCUACUUCUGAUCCUUUACCAAUAGGAUGGAAAGACAGUGAAGCAAAUGAUAAACCCCCCGACUCCACUGAAAAUACAGAUCUGGAUAACCUCAAACCUGAUAACAAUAUACGACGUUCUCCUAGCUAUACUCAGGCGGUGACCUCUGACCCGUCAGAUGACGACGAGGUCAGGCAACCCGAGAGGUCAGACAUUAGGUAUAGAGAAGGAAAAGUUUAUCAAAAAGUUGAUGGUGGCGAAGUUUGAAAAAAGUCGCAAGGAUUUUAUUUUUUAUCAUCAUGUGAUUCAGUAUGCUACAAUCAGCAUUACACCCUCUAAUGCUCAGAACCGUCCAUUUGUGCCAAACGGCGGCAGACAACAACUAUUUGGAGUUUCUUCCCCCUCAAAGCAACGAGCUGAACACCAAUGACCACACGUUGUGUGUGUCCUGCUUGAAGGAUUAUAUUAAAGUGCCUUAGUAUUAGCCAAACUUGUUGGAGAAAGAAUUAAGUUCAUCAUAGUUUACAAUUAUUAGCUGCUGAUUAUCUAACAAGGAAAGAACAUUAAGUGAAUUUUCAAUUAACGUACGUGAUUCUAUUGUACAGAGUGCAAAAUAAGACUGUUUGAAAGUAGAUAAUGAUUAUAUGUUAUAUAAAUGUUAUUUUGUGUAUAUGUGGGAUUAAAGUGUCAUUAUAACUGUUUAACUAAAAACAAUUGUUCUUCUUCUGCUGGGAGUUCCAAUUACUAGCUUUUUCCCUCAUAUGACUAAAUCUGAAUUCUCGGACAUUUUCAUGGUACAAGUCGGAAAAUCCCGCGAUUUUUGUAGGACUGCAAAACUCUGAAUACAUGUAUUAUUUUCAGAGCAAAGAAAUGGGAUAUCUCAAAGAUCAAUUGAUCAUUAACGUAGGUUUUUUCUUUCAUAGUGCAGUAAUAGUAGACAUAGGGAUC
Messenger RNA from Saccostrea echinata, 4245 nucleotides. RefSeq names its product glutamate receptor ionotropic, NMDA 2B-like. Gene Ontology annotation, cellular component: postsynaptic membrane; plasma membrane. Bases 376 to 3564 code for a protein of 1062 amino acids. NCBI's taxonomy places the organism in Eukaryota, Metazoa, Mollusca, Bivalvia, Ostreida, Ostreidae. Gene Ontology annotation, molecular function: NMDA glutamate receptor activity; transmitter-gated monoatomic ion channel activity involved in regulation of postsynaptic membrane potential. Gene Ontology annotation, biological process: modulation of chemical synaptic transmission; synaptic transmission, glutamatergic; monoatomic ion transport. The transcript has 17 exons. The record is from RefSeq and is a predicted model, not a curated record.